Procambarus clarkii (red swamp crayfish) is the source of this 1197-nucleotide messenger RNA. NCBI's taxonomy places the organism in Eukaryota, Metazoa, Arthropoda, Malacostraca, Decapoda, Cambaridae. The record is from RefSeq and is a predicted model, not a curated record.
AUGGGUUUGGUUAUUGUUUGUGGUGGCGUGACGGUGGCGUGUCCGUGGGCGGGCGUGGGCGGGCGAGAACCAGGUGUGACUCAAGGGGAAACAGGUGUGACUCAAGGGGAACCAGGUGUUACUCAAGGGGAACCAGGUGUGACUCAAGGGGAACCAGGUGUGACUCAAGGGGAACCAGGUGUGACUCAAGGAGAACCAGGUGUGACUCAAGGAGAACCAGGUGUUACUCAAGCUGAACCAGGUGUGACUCAAGGAGAACCAGGUGUGACUCAAGGAGAACCAGGUGUGACUCAAGGAGAACCAGGUGUGACUCAAGGAGAACCAGGUGUGACUCAAGGAGAACCAGGUGUGACUCAAGGAGAACCAGGUGUGACUCAAGGAGAACCAGGUGUGACUCAAGCUGAACCAGGUGUGACUCAAGGAGAACCAGGUGUGACUCAAGGAGAACCAGGUGUGACUCAAGGAGAACCAGGUGUGACUCAAGGAGAACCAGGUGUGACUCAAGGAGAACCAGGUGUUACUCAAGCUGAACCAGGUGUGACUCAAGGAGAACCAGGUGUGACUCAAGGAGAACCAGGUGUGACUCAAGGAGAACCAGGUGUGACUCAAGGAGAACCAGGUGUGACUCAAGGAGAACCAGGUGUGACUCAAGGAGAACCAGGUGUGACUCAAGGAGAACCAGGUGUGACUCAAGGAGAACCAGGUGUGACUCAAGGAGAACCAGGUGUUACUCAAGCUGAACCAGGUGUGACUCAAGGAGAACCAGGUGUGACUCAAGGAGAAUCAGGUGUGACUCAAGGAGAACCAGGUGUGACUCAAGGAGAACCAGGUGUGACUCAAGGAGAACCAGGUGUGACUCAAGGAGAACCAGGUGUGACUCAAGGAGAACCAGGUGUGACUCAAGGAGAACCAGGUGUGACUCAAGGAGAACCAGGUGUUACUCAAGCUGAACCAGGUGUGACUCAAGGAGAACCAGGUGUGACUCAAGCUGAACCAGGUGUGACUCAAGGAGAACCAGGUGUGACUCAAGCUGAACCAGGUGUGACUCAAGGAGAACCAGGUGUUACUCAAGGAGAACCAGGUGUGACUCAAGCUGAACCAGGUGUGACUCAAGGAGAACCAGGUGUGACUCAAGCUGAACCAGGUGUUACUCAAGGAGAACCAGGUGUGACUCAAGGAGAACCAGGUGUGACUUAA